AGCUUCGCCCAGUGACAUCUCUGUCCCUACCCGGUCCGGGAGCCCGCGCUCCAGCGUCUGCGGUCGCUUAUCCUCCGAGCUGUCCUGCCGCUACCCACUGCCCUCUUGCCGCCUACCAUGGCGCUGCUGCACUCCAGCCGCGUCCUCUCCGGGGUCGCCGCCUCCUUCCACCCAGGCCUUGCCGCUGGAGCUUCUGCCAGAUUCAGCUCCUGGUGGGCCCAUGUGGAAAUGGGACCCCCAGAUCCCAUCCUAGGAGUCACUGAAGCCUACAAGAGAGACACCAACAGCAAAAAGAUGAACCUGGGAGUUGGUGCCUAUCGCGACGACAACGGAAAGCCCUAUGUGCUCUCUAGUGUGAGGAAGGCAGAGGCCCAGAUUGCUGCAAAAAAUUUGGACAAGGAAUACCUGCCCAUUGCGGGACUGGCUGAAUUUUGCAAGGCAUCUGCAGAACUAGCCCUGGGUGAGAACAGCGAGGUGUUGAAAAGUGGCCGGUUUGUCACCGUGCAGACCAUUUCUGGAACUGGAGCCUUAAGGAUCGGAGCCAGCUUUCUGCAAAGAUUUUUUAAGUUCAGCCAAAAUGUUUACCUGCCCAAGCCAACCUGGGGAAAUCACACACCCAUCUUCAGGGAUGCUGGCAUGCAGCUCCAAGGCUAUCGAUAUUAUGACCCCAAGACUUGCGGUUUUGACUUCACUGGUGCCAUUGAGGACAUUUCAAAAAUACCGGAGCAAAGCGUUAUUCUCCUGCAUGCCUGUGCCCACAAUCCCACUGGAGUGGACCCUCGCCAAGAGCAGUGGAAGGAAAUAGCAUUAGUGAUAAAGAAAAGGAAUCUUUUUGCGUUCUUUGACAUGGCCUACCAAGGCUUCGCCAGCGGUGAUGGUAACAGGGAUGCCUGGGCUGUGCGCCACUUCAUCGAACAGGGCAUUAAUGUUUGCCUCUGCCAGUCAUACGCCAAGAACAUGGGCUUAUAUGGAGAGCGUGUGGGAGCCUUCACUAUGAUCUGCAAAGAUGCAGAUGAAGCCAAAAGGGUAGAGUCGCAGUUGAAGAUCUUGAUCCGUCCCAUGUAUUCCAACCCUCCUCUCAAUGGGGCCCGGAUUGCCUCUACCAUUCUGACUUCCCCGGACUUACGAAAGCAAUGGUUGCAAGAAGUGAAAGGCAUGGCCGACCGCAUCAUUAGCAUGCGCACCCAGCUGGUCUCCAACCUCAAGAAGGAAGGCUCCUCCCACAGCUGGCAGCACAUCACUGACCAGAUUGGAAUGUUUUGUUUCACAGGCCUAAAGCCUGAGCAGGUAGAGCGGCUGACCAAGGAGUUCUCGAUCUACAUGACAAAGGACGGCCGCAUCUCUGUGGCUGGGGUCACCUCUGGCAAUGUGGGCUAUCUUGCCCAUGCCAUUCAUCAGGUCACGAAGUAAUCUCCAGAUGCAAGGAACAGAGACAACCUUUCUGUGUUCAGCCUCUGCUGUUGUGAGAUUCACAUACAGGAUGAGGGAGGGUGGAUGGUGGUGAGUGGAUCAUUUCUUUCAACCACAGUGCAUAACACUCAACAAUUGAAUGUGUUUCUCAGAAAAGAACACGUAGUGAACUAGGGCAGAGGCAUUGUGGCUGGUCUGGAACUUUGUGGCUGUAAACCAAACUCCCCUGUUCUUUUAUCUCUAACUUUUCUAAAACAGUUUACACAUGCAAGAAAGUCACAACGCCAAAAAAAAUCUGUCAUUCAGGACAUUGCAGUAUUUCAGAAGCUUUAACUGAAGCAUCAUGUGGUUUAAGAGGUUGGUCUGUGGACCCAGCAUGAGACAUAGCUCAUAAUAGAGGCUGUGAGAGAAGACCUAGUCUGCCAUUAACAGCCAUUAACUCACAUUUGUCCUCCAUGGUGGAGCAAUCUUAUCAACAGACCAAAUUGCAAAGUUAUGCUUUACAAAAACCAGUGAGUGUAUUCUCACUACACCAAGGAAAAUAAUAGAUGCUGUCUCCUGUCUUAUUUAAGAAAAGGAGAGAACAGGCUCUCCUUUUUGUCAUUUAGGCACGAAGAUCUGUUAUAUCUAGCCAGAUUUCACCCCAUUCUACUGCUUGAGUGACCAUCAACCUUAUCCUAUCAGGAUUUAUCUAAGAAUGAAGAACAUAAUACUCUGCUCAUGCCAUUCCCUCUCCUUUCUUAGCACAGAAUAGUGGGGAGUAGGUGAUUGCACUUUACUUCAGCACCUGCUUCAGUAGUUGUGUAAUUGUCUCCCGUUGGGAUGUUGCCUCUGCCGGCUGGACCGCUCUCUUCCUCAGUGUGGCUGUCAGCCACUCAUCUCAUUCGCAGCUGGACGGUGUGGGGUAGCAUCAGGAAAGAAGAUAUACUUCACCCUUUGAAAAGAUAACCACCAUCUGCUCUAAUCAUGUAGACUUACUGCAGCCUGGUUUCUCUGUUACAAUAAAAUGAUUGUAGACCCAACCA
Molecule: messenger RNA, 2435 nt
Organism: Heterocephalus glaber (naked mole-rat)
Lineage: Eukaryota; Metazoa; Chordata; Mammalia; Rodentia; Bathyergidae
Gene: Got2
Product: glutamic-oxaloacetic transaminase 2
Biological process (GO): L-aspartate catabolic process; biosynthetic process
Cellular component (GO): mitochondrion
Molecular function (GO): pyridoxal phosphate binding; L-aspartate:2-oxoglutarate transaminase activity
Source: RefSeq, a predicted model, not a curated record